AGCUUGCUUAAUAUUGCUAAAGUCUUCUUUUGUACUUUCAUCACAGUUCCAGAUAGUUUUCUAUUUCAAUAAGUUCGAUAAAUGAGCAUCUUUCAUAGCCUAGCCUCUUACAAAGCUCCUAUAGAAUCCAGCCAAAUCUAAGUGAUCAUAGAUGCUUAAUAUUUCUAGUCUCUGGACAGUCUUUUAUAACUUGCAUUCUUUCUGGACAUAGUUGUAUUCCCAUUAUUCUCACACUGUGUCCCAAAAAGUCAACUCUUGUCACCAAAAGUAUGUUUUAGAAACUUUUAUUAGUAACCCUUUUUCUUCCAGUCACCUCAAAAUAUAUAUCAAUAAUUGUCAACAGUCUUCCCAAGUCUUGUAGACUAUUAAUAAAUCAUUGACAUACAUUAUUAAUUCUUGCACUAAUUCCCUCCCUAAUAAAUAUUGAGCAGGAAUGAAAACUGACACAGGAAUGUCCAAUUCGGUAAUGGAGUAAUUCAAUCAUGCUUGCCAAGACUUCAACUAAUGAAAGCUGUUGUUCUGUGAUCACCUUCUCCUGGAUUCCAUUCUCCUUGGUACAGCUCACAACCCAAGGCGAAUUGUAAUACUUCCAUGGCAUUUACUUUAAACUGAAAAGAUUUUCUUUCAAAUAAGAAGGCUGUGUAUGGCCUUGAGUGGUCAUGUAAUGCUACCUGCCAGUAUCCUUCCAUGAAAUCUAUGGAAAUAUGAAAUUCUGCUUCAUCAAAGUUAGAUAACAUCACUUCUGUACUCAGGGUUCUAACCCUUUCUGUCUCUUUGUGUUUAUGGAGUGAUCAUGAAUCUAAAACUAAAUGAACACCUACCACAAGUCUCUUAAGUACCCACAACAGACCCUAAAAAUGCAUUGAGUUAUGUUGCUGUCUAUCUCCUUUCAUAUUUCAUCUCUCACUGCAAUUCGAAGGUUUAUUGGUAGUGGAUACGACUUGCAAAAGGAAAAAAACUGUGUCAUCUUUUACUUUAAACUUACAGAAGUAUUCCUUCAUUAGUCCCAAGUUAUCUGUGACCACAUCUUUAUGUUUUAACAGAAUACCUUCUAAUUAAGAUUUCUGUUCUUCUGGCACUACAGGUGAUUCUCUUGCUAUCAAUUUAAUGCCAACUCCUCUUGAUUUAAUACUUCCCUUCUUUUUCUUGUUUAUUUUCAUCUGUUGCAAUAAUAUCAGUAAACACAACUAAAUGAAUAUGCUCCUCUGAUGAUGGGCCUUGCUUAGAUUUCAAUGGAUUACUUUGGAAAGCUAUGCUAGCUACCUUUUUACCUAUUUUCCACACAAAUAUUUUCUGGUUGAAAUCCAAUCGAUAAUAAUUAUCAAGUAACCAAUCUUAUCCUAACAGGAUCUAUGGCACUAGCAACAAUGUUUGAUGGAAGUUCCACUUUUUAAUCGUAACUGGUAGUCAUGUUUCUUUUUUAAUUUGCUUCCCUUUAUUACAGGGGGUUCCAGUAACACACACUCCCAUUACUGGUACUAGGAGGCAACAAUAUUUCUUCCUCAUUAGCGCUAGCCAUGGUGUAAGAUUAAUGAUAUUUUAUGCACAGAAUAUAGGUGAACAUCAACUUUAUUUCCAAAAAUGUCACUCACUACUAUUGGUUUACAAUGUUCUCCCUUAGCUGUUACUUUUCCUUCUUUAAACAACUACUCAAGAAUAGGUCUCAACCAUGUGAGGAUUACUGUCUUCUCUGAAUGAGGGCCUACUAUUCUAUUAUUAGUUUGGCAUGGAUCUUAGUGUCAAAUCUUUUUCCUGAACUUUAGGGUGAAUUUUACAGCAAUUCAUCCACAAAGCUUUAAUGUAGCAAAAAUUAUGUUUAUAUCUUUUUUAGUAAUAGGUCAAAUUUCGGACAACUUUUUCCAUAAUGAAUCAUAUUUCGACCAAUUUUUUUUCCAGAAAUCCAAAUGUUUGUCGUAUUUUUAAGUACACAAGAAUAUAAACAUGAAAAUUUUACUCACAUGACAAUGUUUGAGGUAAUGUUGUCACAAUUAAACACAAUUACUACAAAGAUUUAUUUAUCGGGUUUAUAGUAGACAAGCAGUGUAACACAUUAUGUAGUCCGUUCACUGAUAUAAAGAUUGUUGCACAGAGUCUACAAAACAUUCUCGAAGCCAACAAGGGUGGCUUCUGGCGCAAUAAACAUAGCACAAGUAGUCGCCCCAUUCAGUUUGAAUACAAACUUAGUCCUAUUCGACGAAACCAGGGGAGAAAUUCUUCAGCAAUGACAAGGAAAUAUUAUUUUAUAAACUAUAUGAAGUUAAGGUUAAUGGGGGAAAUGGCUUUAAUGUGUAAAAACACUGCAACACCUCCAAACACAGUAGCUGCACGAAGAUAAGUGCUGAGAAGGACAGCAGACGAACGCUGUUAUUUGAGUAGACAUGUCCAUCUUCAGAGGUGCAAGAACUUGUUUAAGAUGGUGGUGUCUUGCAAUGUCCUAUUGGAGAAGCUGAAGAAUCCCCGCUUCAGACAGUUCUUGAAGUACAAAAUAAAUCCAGUUCCAGAUGAAGCUACGCUGAGAAACGACUAUUUAUCUGUGUGCUACGAGGAAGUGCUCGACAAAAUACGAACUAAAGUUGUUGACCAAGAGAUUAGGGCGUCUAUCGGAAAUCACCAAUUUGGAUAGGGGUUAAAUUGUAAAUACUUUUGUUGGUGUCCUUAAAGUUGACGGACCUGGAGAAAUGUUUCUCCUAAGGGUGUGAAGCUCUCAGCAGAAUAAACAGCUCGACAACUGCCUUUGCGUUUGACAACUCAAUGAAGCUACUGUCACUGUUGGUGUGAAUAGAGACCAAUAAAUGGUGCUUCAUACAUGGCUGUAGCAGCCUACAGACUUCAGAGUCUCUAUCCCAGUGUGGCACACAUCACUUGCCUUGCACACGCAUUGUACAGAGCUGUAGAAGAGGUGAAAUUAAAUUGCACUGAUGUGAGCCAACCGAUCUCCUCUAGCAAGAAAAUCUAUGUGAAAGCUCCACUAAGAGUACAAAAAUUAAAGAACAGGGAGCUUCCCUCCAUUUCCCCCUCAGCUUGUACUUACACAAUGAGGUUCUUGGGUUAAUGUUGUUGAGUAUUACUGUACCUAUUACACCAAAACAAGACGAUCUUUUCUGAGCCUGAUAGUGAUUAAUAAAGUGCUAUCAGAACUGCCAAAGAGUUCUUUACAGAUACGUUGUCUCUAAACUUGACAUACAUCAACGCGCUGUGUCAUCCGAACAAGACACAGGUGCAAAGAUGCGAGCUGGUGCCAGUGCCAUAGAGACUCUCCACUUGCGCGAGUUCCACCUGCGCCACUGUCGGCGCUGAGCAUGGAGGUAAGAAUAGAGGGAGACGCCGUGAUGUCACAGCUGUGAAGUUAUGUGAAGCCGAGGGUAGCCAUCUCAAUCCGACCAAAACAUUGCUGCUGUAAACUUGUGUGCAUAGGCUUGUCGCUCACUUUUGGAAGGAUUUUGCGCUAUUAUGGUGACUUGUGUGGUGUUCGGAUGUACGAAUCUUUCUGAUUGUGAUGCGAAAUCGAAGGGAAUAACAUUUCAUGUAUUUCCUAAAAAUGAAAGUCGGAAAGCUCUGUGGGAGAAUGCCGUGAGGAGGAAGAAUUGGUGUGCGUCGAAAUGGAGCACUAUAUGUUCUCAGCAUUUCCGAGAAGAGGACAUAGACCGAACUUCCGUUUCAACAGUAAGGCUCCGAGAAAAUGCUGUACCAUCAGUUUUCCCUACACACCCAAAACAUUUGCAAAAGUACAGAGUUGGAAGGGCACGAUAUAAUGAAAUCAAUUGCCUAUCAAUGUAUGUGUCAAGGUCUCACUGCAAUAUUGUGAAGAAAGACAAAGGAUUAUACAUAAUAGAUGGUGGGAUAAAUUGUGUUGUAAUGCGAGGUUUUAAUGAAGAUGAAGUGUGCAGUUUUGUGGAGUUAACAAAAGAGAAAAAUGUUGAUGUAAGAUUUAUCGAGUACAUGCCUUUCAGCGGCAACAAAUGGAAUGAUGGGAAGAUGGUCUCAUUUAGUGAAAUGGUCCAAAUAAUUAGAAAGCAGUGGCCUAAUUUUGAUCCUCUGCCCAAUGGGCCCAAUGAUACCUCAAAGGCAUACCAUGUCCCGGGCUUCAAGGGACGUGUGGGAUUUAUUACCUCAAUGAGUGAACACUUCUGUGGCACGUGCAACCGUUUACAGAUAACAGCUGAUGGCAAUUUGGAGGUGUGUCUCUUUGGGUAUUCAGAGAUAUCUCUCAGAGAUGCAAUACGAAGCAAAUGCAGUGAGGAUGACUUGCUUGCCAUGAUUGGGGCAGCAGUGAGAAGAAAGAAGAAACAACAUGGAGGCAUACUGAACCUGUCAAAGAUGAAGAAUCGGCCAAUGAUUCUUAUUGGAGGAUAACAGCGGCCCUGAACUUGAUGGCUGUAGUGAUGUCGUGAAGGCACAAAGUUGGAAGUUGUUAAACCUUCAGAAACAAGAUUUUCAAAAGUACUUCUUCUCAGAUACCAAUAUUUCGCCCCUGUUUGUGUCGGAUACACAGACGUCUCAGUUGUUGUCACGUAAUUUGAGUGUAGUGACUGAAUCUAGAAAACAGUUUCUUUUGCUUCCCUGUGCCCCAAGCAUUAUGUGCAAUGCAGGACUCCUAACAAAACAAACACACAGAGCACAGCCCUCUGUCUUCUCUUGCCGUUUCUGCAGUUUGGGAGCACAGUCCGAAAGUCGGACUCAUGUUGACCGGUCUGGCAGGGCGAAAAUGGUCAACGUGGGUUCGAAGCUGGUGACAGAACGGACUGCUACAGCACGAGCAAAGGUUUUUGUCGGACCCGAACUGAUGAAACUCAUAUGAGAAAAUGGCCUGAAGGUACUUAGCGUUGCUCGCGUGGCGGGAAUUGUGGGGUCCAAGCAGACGUCCAGCCUUAUCCCUCUGUGUCAUAACAUAUCUUUAUCCUCUGUGGCUGUGGACAUUGAACCGGACUCUGCUCUCAACUGUGUGAUUAUAACUGGCACGGCAAAGUGUAGAGGGCAGACGGGCAUGGAGAUGGAAGCUCUCGCUGCUGUAUCGGUGUCUGCCUUAACAGUGUACGAUAUGUGCAAAGCUGUGAGUCAUGACAUUGUGAUAUCUGAAAUAAUGCUUCUGGCCAAAAGUGGGGGAACUAGAGGAGACUUCCACCGGACAUGAGCAUCUGUGUGGCAGUGA
Molecule: messenger RNA, 5149 nt
Organism: Schistocerca serialis cubense
Lineage: Eukaryota; Metazoa; Arthropoda; Insecta; Orthoptera; Acrididae
Product: molybdenum cofactor biosynthesis protein 1-like
Exons: 8
Coding region: 3451-4353 (300 amino acids)
Biological process (GO): Mo-molybdopterin cofactor biosynthetic process
Molecular function (GO): GTP 3',8'-cyclase activity; 4 iron, 4 sulfur cluster binding; protein binding
Source: RefSeq, a predicted model, not a curated record